Molecule: messenger RNA, 1365 nt
Organism: Paramecium tetraurelia
Lineage: Eukaryota; Ciliophora; Oligohymenophorea; Peniculida; Parameciidae
Exons: 1
Source: RefSeq, a predicted model, not a curated record
AUGAUUGAAAUGAAAAACAAAAAUGAAUCACCAGAAAACUAGGUUAAAUAAAAAACUUAAGAAGAAUAGGAUGAAUAGAGUAAUGUUAAUUCGUAAUAUGUCUAUUUUGCUUAAGAAAAUGAUUCUUAAAAUAUUGAAAUAGAAUAAUCUCAAUAAUUGUUUGUAUCCAAUCAAAAAUAAAACAAUACAUGCCAUUACUUUAAUAGUUUGCAAGCCAAAUAUCUAAAAACAAAAAACGAAAUUUCUCAUUAGUUCAAUUAUCUUAAAAGGAUAUUAAACCCAUUCUUCAUUAUUUAUUUAGUUUUAUCCUUUUUUUAUACUAUAUUAUCGACUUUGAAGAUAAAGGCUACAACAAAAAUAGUAUCCUCGUAUUAAUAUAUUAAGAACUUUUUCAUAAUUAAGUUUUAAAAAAUGUGUGAAUUUACCUGCUUUGUUCAUAAUUAAUUUUCGAUCUGCAUCAAAGAGGAGAAAUAAAACAAUAAUCAAUAAAUAGAACCUUAUAAUACUAAAUUACUCUAAGAUAAGGAUUAUUUAGGAAGUUGGUUUCAGAAAUAUGUUAUUUUAACUUUGAAAAGUAUUGCUACUUUAUUUAACAAAUGUAUUGCUACUUUAUUUAACAAAUGUAUUGCUUCUUUAAGAACGGCAAUUUAGGCUACUUAUAAUUUCUUCAUAACUAUUCUUAAGAUUUUUUUCAAUAGAGUUUUAUAUAUUCCAUUUAUUACCUUGCGCAUGCUUUGUUACUUCAUUGUAAUACAAGUAAUAAGUUGCUCCCUUGUUAUUAGGAUAUUCAUAAGAAUUAUGAAAUUCUUUUGGCAUCUAAAAAAACUACUUGUACAAACUGCUGAACCUGUACAACCUGCAGAACCUGUGCAACCACCCCAACCUGCUCAACCUAAAGAAUACCCUAUUGCCUUAAUAAUUGGAGAAGCUGGGGUUGGUAAAACAAAAUUCUAUAAUAAAAUAAAUGAUACGGAAGCCUUGUAAUAUGAAAUUGUAGAUACAAUCUCAUUUGAUUUUAAGAAUGAUAUUGAAUACAGGGAGUAGCAAAUAUCAGAAUUUUAAAGUAUAUUUGAUAGCAAACCAAAUAAAGUGGCUACAUUAUUCUUUGUUGUAAAGUUUGAAAGAACUGAUUUAAUGAAAAGGUCUAUACUGAAUAUUUAUCCCUACUUUAAGAAGUUUUAGAGUUAAAUAACCCUUGUGGUUACUCAUUUUGAUUUAAGUGAUGACUAGGAAUAAGAUAAAAUCGAUUUAUAAAGAGCAUUCAAAAUGUUUAAAGCAAAGUCAAUUCUAUUUGUUGAUCAAGAGGCAACUAAAGAAGAAUUAAUUGAUCAAAUAAGGGCUUCAGAUUGUUUAAUUCCUAAUUGA